AUGGCGGACGAAGCUCAGGCUACGGCGAAGGGCGAGCGCUCACCACGCGGACAAGCUUCUCCGGUUGGCGAAACCGCACACAUCGAGCCGGCCCCCCAAAAUGAAGAGGAAGACGACCCAACCCUCGGCGAAGAAACCCUCUCCUCAACCGCCUCCAUCUCCUCAACCAUUCUCGAAUUUCAGACCCUUCACGGCAGGCGAUAUCAUGCCCGCUUUGGAGACAUCAAGUAUUGGGCUGCGAAUGAUGAGCGACAGUUGGAGUCCGAGGAGUUACAGCAUUUGGCCAUGACGUUGGCUUUGAAGGGCGAGUUUUAUCUGGCGCCGAUUGACCGAUCCAAAAUAGAGAAAGCUCUUGAUAUUGGCACCGGAGGCGGCCUCUGGGCAGUAGAUUUCGCCGACGACAACCCCAACGUCGAGGUGAUCGGCACCGACAUCUCCCCCGUCCAGCCCCAAUGGGUUCCCCCCAACCUCCGCUUCGAAAUCGAGGACUUCACCAAAGAAUGGACCUUCGCCCCAGAGUCCGUAGAUUACAUCCACCUCCGCUGGCUCCUCGGCAGCGUCGCCGACUGGGACGCCUUCUUCAAAGAAGCAGCCCGAACCCUCAAAUCAGGCGGCAUCGUCGAGUCGCACGAGCCCCAGUGCCACAUCGAGAGCGAGGACGGCUCCGUCAAGGAGGACAGCGCACUGGCGAAGUGGGGGCCCAUGUUCGUCAAGGCGGGCGAGAGCUGGGGACGGCCUUUUGAUAUUAUUGAUAAGGGUUCCGAUUGGCGACUGGCCCAAGAAUGCGGCGUUGAAGGAAUUGGGCGCCAUUCGGGCGAGGCUUUUAAGCGGGAUCUUGAAGGCUACGCGCUCGUGGCGGCUGCAGAGGGUAUGGGCUGGGACAAGGAGCAUACGCAGGUCUACGCUGCUAGCCUCCGGAAGGAGCUGGCGGACAGGAAUAUCCACCCGGUUUUCCGCCACAGGAUUGUCUGGGGCCGGAAGCCAUAA
Messenger RNA from Scedosporium apiospermum, 987 nucleotides. RefSeq lists its product as uncharacterized. Bases 1 to 987 code for a protein of 328 amino acids. NCBI's taxonomy places the organism in Eukaryota, Fungi, Ascomycota, Sordariomycetes, Microascales, Microascaceae. The record is from RefSeq and is a predicted model, not a curated record. The transcript is spliced from 8 exons. Gene Ontology annotation, molecular function: methyltransferase activity.